ACUUUUAUUCCUUUUUCCUUUUUAUUAUCCACUUUGACUCUGGCAUCGGUCUGUCCUGCUCCAUCACAGCUGUGCUUCUCCUGGAAAAGGCAGGAACUGGACAUAGGAAGUGAAGGUUGAGGGUGGGGGGGACAUUAGCGCUGGUACGUCCUGUGUGGUCACGAAUUGGAUCGGCUAUAGACUUUAUGUAUUAAAAGGAUUCCCGUAGACUGCGGAAACGAGCGACUCCUGUUCCUGCUGAGAUGGCAGACAUCAGGCACGGGCACGUCUAUCCUGUCUGCUGGGGCCAGCAGCAGUCUGGGCAAUAUCUGCUGAGUUAGUCCCCCCACCCCGAGGAAGCCUUCCUCCAUCAUUGUGUGCCCAAAUACUCCUUUAACAAGAUGAACACAACUGAGCUGAACCAGAGCGCUGUGACCUUCUGCCUUCUGGACAUUGGUUACUCUCAGAUCUUCAACACGUGCCUGCUGGAAGUCAUUGUCAUCCUUUUUCUCACCGUGCUGAUCAUCUCUGGUAACUUGGUCGUCAUCUUUGUGUUUCACUGCGCACCUCUCCUCAGCCACCAUACCACCAGCUCUUUUAUCCAGACGAUGGCCUACGCUGACCUGCUGGUGGGAGUAAGCUGCCUUAUUCCGUCCCUGUCUUUGCUACACCAUUUGAAAGGGCUGGACGAGGAGCUUACCUGCAAGGUGUUUGGUUACAUGGUGUGCGUGCUGAAGAGUGUCUCCAUGGCCUCGUUGGCUUGUGUUAGCGUGGACCGGUAUGUGGCCAUUACGCGGCCGCUGUCCUAUGCGGCCUUGGUGACACCGUGCCGUCUGCGGGCCUGCAUUGCUCUCAUCUGGAUCUACUCCUGUCUAAUCUUCCUGCCCUCUUUCUUUGGCUGGGGCAAGCCUGGGUAUCACGGUGAUGUCGUCAAGUGGUGCUCGUCGUCCUGGGCCACCCAGCCGCUCUUCACUGCCUUCAUUGUGGCGGCACUCUAUGCGCCUGCAGCCCUCACCGUGUGCUUCACAUACGCCCACAUUUUUCGGAUAUGUCGUCAGCACACCCGACAGAUCAGCGAACGCCGGGCACGGUUCGGCCCGCAGGAAACCGAGCCCGGAGAACCGCCUGGCCCGGACAAGCGCUAUGCCACCGUGCUCUUCCGCAUCACCAGCGUGUUCUACCUGCUGUGGCUACCUUACAUCAUCUACUUCCUGCUAGAGAGCGCUGGAAUAUACCGGCAUCCUGCGGCCUCCUUUUUGACCACAUGGCUUGCAAUCAGCAACAGCUUCUGCAACUGCCUCAUCUACAGCUUGUCAAACAGCGCCUUCCGUAAAGGCCUCAAGCGCCUCUGUUUGAUCUGCAUAAAACGCACAGACACCAAGAAACCCCCCGGGGUGCCUCCGGCUCCUCCUCGCCCGGCCUGUCACGUCUAACGCCCAGUACAGACCAGAGAAUUUCACAUAUUGUGUGCUAGUCUCGGUCAGUGGAAACAGGCUUGUGUUGGCAUCUGGGUGAUGUUCCCAGGUCUUGUCCAGGAGUCUGGUUGUCUUCGUGACAAAUCCUUGAGGCAGUGGAGUCACCUUUCACCCCGCCCAUCAGUGUUGAAGGGGUAGUUAGGGCUGCUGUUUUGUGCAGCAAGCACAAAUAACAGUUCUUUAUGCAAGACAUGACAAACCAGAUGAAGAAAAAAAAUGUCAUGACACUGAAAGAUUAAAAACCUAUGCUUCUUUGGCAGCACAGGUUUUGCCGAUUGUAUAACUUCGCCUCUGGUCACAGGACGAAUGUAUGAGUGGAUCAACAAACAAAUGGACUAUUCUGCUUGAGUCCAGAUUGCACAAAGAUGCACUUUCUCACUGGAACACAUGGGACCUCACUGCACCGUUCCCUCUCUAGAUUAGUGUUGUUUAAAAAUGUUAAUCACCACCCGAGGGGGGAAAAACCUCCCUUCUGUUGACUUUUCGCAUCUCUGGAUUUGUCAUUUGAUGUGAUGUUUCUUCAUACCGUGCAGCAUAAGUGUAGCACAGCUGUCUUGGCAUGUUUGGUUUACUUUCCAAAAUGGAGGUCUUCAGCUAUAGUACCCUAAAAUAUUUAUCAGAAAACAAAAAAAUACCAUACGGACCACACUUGGCACGAGCCGGAGAGCUGCGUCUCUCAGCUAUACAGCAAAAACUAUAGCCGACGUAACAACACAACACCAGGUUAUUAUUGUCGCAAAAACACACCUGGUUGAAGGACACACAAAUACAAGCAAGCAAAAAAACAAAACAAAUAAGGCUGUGAGUCUUGUUGGAGGGGAAAAACAACCCUCAAACAAACAAAAGGCUACAUGACUGUUUUAGCAAGGUCCAAAUAUUUCCUUUGUAUAUUAAUAACCUGGACCUUUCUUUCUGUACAUAAUUCCUAAUUUAUAUACGUGAAGGUGCCAAGAAAAUGGAGGACACUGGAACCUGCCUCCUCCUCCUCCCCCUCCCCCUCCUUGUCUCUUGUCAGUAUAAUCCCUGCUGUGAGCUUGAAGUCGGUUUGUUGUCACACUGGUCACUUCACUUCGCGGUACUGUUUUCCUUUAGAUAGCUUUGUCUUCUAGUUGACCAAAGUGAAAUAUUUAACGGACCUUUCUUUUAUUUUCAUUUUUAAAACAACAAAACAAACCUAAUGAAUGAAAAUGUCAUGUUUUGAGAACACGUAUACAAUAGUGUCUCCUGUACUGUGUGUGUGUGUGUGUGUGUGUGCGCGCGUGCUUGGAUCUAAAGAAUCUAUUUAUUAUAUCAGUAUCAUUAUAAAAAAACUUGUGCGUCUUGAUGUCCGAGUGUUUUAUAUCCAGUAGAACUGUGACGAAGAUCGUUUUCUCUAAGACGUACCAGGCAGUUUUAACCAGCAAAGAAGAAGAAAAAAUUUUUUUGUUAAGACACUUUACUGCAUGUUGGAUAUAGAUUAUAGAUUUACUUUUCUAACUCCAUGAUACACAAUCUGCUUUAACCGUGAAGUCGUCUUUGUACUUAGAGAUGUACGCGAUGUCAAGGAUGAGAGUGUUUUAAAAUAAACGUGGUUUUAGACUGUUUCUUAACUGCCAUGUUAGGGCAGGGCGCUGUGCAAUACGUCCGUUCGGGAGGUUCUGAAAUAAAAUGGCAGAACUACAUAUCACAUACAGAGAGUGGGUGGGGAAAAAAAGGGCUUUUAUUUCUUCCACGUGUUCCAGCUGUGUGUUGAAACUUCAGAUCGCAAUCUGGUGGCCUCUGGCCAUGUGCUUGGACACAUUUGGACUGUAGCUGUAGUGUUCGAGUGAGAGUGAAGCGAGUCGAGCCGUAAGUCUUAACUCCGGAGCCAUCUUUCGUUAUUAAGUGCACAUGACUUUGUUUUGCGUGUGUUUGUUGGUAACGCAAGCAAAGAAACAAAAGGCGUAAAAGAGCUCCUUUCGCAUUUUACUCAUUUUUAUUGUUUCUGACCGUCAAGGAAAAAAAAUGCUCGCUGAAGUGCAGAUGGUCAAGAUUAAUGUUUCCUCUCUGAUUUUAGAGAAACAUAGAUUUAUUUAUUUUAUUUUUUUUAUUUUUUUUAAAGAAUCCACACUCGGAAUACACUUUUUUUUUUUUUUAAAUGUAUUUAUUUUUUUUAUUUUAUUUUAUUUUUUUAAGGACCGGUUUAAGAGCAAAGUUCAGGUGACUUUGUGAUUAUUUAUUUAUUUCAUUUUUUUUAAUUUUUUAUUUUUUUUUCUUUUUAAAUCAGGAUGUUUCCUGGAAAAUGAUCAGUUAUUGAAGUAGAGGAGGGCCAUAAUGACAAAAAAAAAUUGAUACUUGAAGAUUUUACAUUAAUUUAUCAAGAUCAAUAAAUUCAGUGGUACCUUUAUU
Messenger RNA from Hemibagrus wyckioides, 3821 nucleotides. Its product is annotated as probable G-protein coupled receptor 21. NCBI's taxonomy places the organism in Eukaryota, Metazoa, Chordata, Actinopteri, Siluriformes, Bagridae. The transcript has 2 exons. Gene Ontology annotation, molecular function: G protein-coupled receptor activity. Gene Ontology annotation, cellular component: membrane. Gene Ontology annotation, biological process: G protein-coupled receptor signaling pathway. Bases 381 to 1412 code for a protein of 343 amino acids. The record is from RefSeq and is a predicted model, not a curated record.